Molecule: messenger RNA, 3298 nt
Organism: Anolis carolinensis (green anole)
Lineage: Eukaryota; Metazoa; Chordata; Lepidosauria; Squamata; Anolidae
Gene: tdp2
Product: tyrosyl-DNA phosphodiesterase 2
Exons: 7
Coding region: 1366-3003 (545 amino acids)
Biological process (GO): double-strand break repair
Cellular component (GO): cytoplasm; PML body
Molecular function (GO): 5'-tyrosyl-DNA phosphodiesterase activity; single-stranded DNA binding; protein binding
Source: RefSeq, a predicted model, not a curated record
CCAUGCUAAUUGUUUUGACCAUUUCUACCGUCAUUUAUAUACUCCCCUCUAUAGGACCUCCAGUGCGACUCUGUGGCAGAUGUUGACCACAGACAGAGCCUUGCUAGAGGAUCUAGAGAUUCCAGGCAGGAAACAGUCAGGGCCAGCAAACACCCCCAACAAAGGAUCCCCCAGGCAGGAAGCAGCCAGGCUUUGAAGCUGCAAGGCUAUUCAGUGCUAAUCAGGGUGGCCAACUGCAACAUUCACUCUUGCCUCAGGCAAACAAGAGUUCUUUCUCCCAUCCUGGACAUUCCACAGAUACAGUAGAGUCUUACUUAUCCAAGCUAAACAGGCCGGCAGAACCUUGGAUAAGCAAAUAUCUUGGAUAAUAAGGAGGGAUUAAGGAAAAGGCUAUUAAACAUCAAAUUAGGUUAUGAUUUUACAAAUUAAGCACCAAAACAUCAUGUUAUAUAACAAAUUUGACAGGAAAGUAGUUCAAUACGCAGUAAUGUUAUUUUGUAAUUACUGUAUUUACGAAUUUAGCACCAAAAUAUCACGAUGUAUUGAAAACAUUGACUACAAAAAUGCCUUGGAUAUUCCAGAACCUGGAUAAGCGAGUCUUGGAUAAGUGAGACUCUACUGUAUAUAAACCCCACUUGCCUAGUUUCCAACUGACCUUACAACCUCUGAGAAUGCCUGCCAUAGAUGUGGGCAAAACAUCAGGAUAGAAUGCUUCUGGAACAUGGCCAUACAGCCUGGAAAACUCACAGCAAUCCAUUGAUCUUUUUCUUAGCAGCACAGUUGGUGUUUCUUCGCCAUAUUUGGAAGACUUUCCUUUUCAUAUCUUUGAUCUAAUUCUCAUCUAAGUGUCUUGAUGUUGGGUUGCUCUGAGUUUUCCAGGCUGUAUGGCCAUAUUCCAGAAGCAUUCUCUCCUGACGUUUUGCCCAUAUCUAUGGCAGGCAUCCUUAGAGGUUGUGAGUCUUGAUGUUUCUUCAUUUGGUGUCCAAUUGUUUGUUUACAAGCAAGGCAGACUCUAGCAAUACAUGGAGCGAGAGUUGCCAGAUGUCCAAGCUGAGUUCAGAAAAGGCAAAAGAACGAGAGACCAAAUUGCCAAUAUCUGCUGGAUAAUGGAGGAAGCCAGGGAGUUUCAGGAAAACAUCUACUUCUGCUUUAUUGACUAUUCUAAAGCCUUCGAAUGUGUGGAUCAUAAUAAACUAUGGCAUGUUCUUGGUGGUAUGGGGAUACCAAGUCACCUUGUCUGUCUCCUGAGAAAUCUGUAUAAAGACCAAGUAGCCACAGUAAGAACAGAUCACGGAACAGACUGGUUCAAGAUUGGGAAAGGAGUGCGGCAGGGCUGCAUACUUUCACCCUCCCUAUUCAACUUGUAUGCAGAACACAUCAUGCGAUGUGCGGCUUGAGGAAUCCAAGGCCGGAGUUAAAAUUGCUGGAAGAAACAUUAACAACCUUAGGUAUGCAGAUGAUACCACUCUGAUGGCCGAAAGCGAGGAGGAGCUGAGGAGCCUUAUCACCAAGUUGAAAGAAGAAAGUGCAAAAGCUGGGUUGCAGUUAAACAUCAAGAAAACCAAGAUCAUGGCAACUACACCUAUUGAUAACCGGCAAAUAGAAGGAGAAAGCAUGGAGGCAGUGGCAGACUUUAUAUUUCUAGGUGCGAAAAUCAAAGCAGAUGCAGACUGCAGCCAGGAAAUCAGAAGAUAUUUACUUCUUGGGAGGAGAGCAAUGGCCAACCUUGAUAAAAUAAUGAAAAGCAGAGACAUCACACUGGCAACGAAGGUCAGCAUAGACAAAGCAAUUGUAUUCCCCAUAGUAACUUAUGGGUGCGAGAGCUGGACCAUAAGGAAGGCUGAACGAAGGAAGAUAGAUGCUUUUGAACUUUGGUACUGGAGGAAAAUCCUGAGAGUGCCUUGGACCACAAGAAGAUCCAACCAGUCCAUCCUCCAGGAAAUAAUGCCCGACUGCUCACUGGAGGGAAGGAUAUUGGAGGCAAAGCUUAAGUAUUUUGGCCACAUCAUGAGGAGACAGGAAAGCUUGGAAAAGAUCACGAUGCUGGGGAAAAUGGAAGGAAAAAGGAAGAGAAGUCGACCAAGGAGAGCUCUGAAUUCUUAUUUUGAGCCACCACUUGAUGAACCGGCCAUGGACACGAUGCCUCCUCCUGUAACAGAGACCUUUGUUGAUCUUACUGGUGAAUCAUCUGAUAAUAGCGUACCUGCUGCUGUAGAAAAAAUUGGUCUCAACCCACAAGAUGAUGAGAGUACAUUGUCUUUAAUUACCUGGAAUAUAGAUGGCCUGGAUUUGAAAAAUCUUCCAGAAAGGGCACGAGGAGUCUGCUCUUAUAUUGCUUUAUACAGCCCAGAUGUUGUUUUUUUACAGGAGGUUAUUCCUCCACUUUUUGACUACCUACAGAAGAGAGCAGUCAGUUACACAAUUAUUCCAGGUAAUACGGACGCAUAUUUUACUGCCAUAAUGUUAAAAAAGUCAAGAGUAAAAAUAAUAAAACAUGAAAUAAUACGUUUUCCUACAACAUCUAUGAUGAGAAAUUUACUAGCAGUGCAUGCAACUGUUUUUGGCAACGAGCUCUGCUUUAUGACUUCCCAUCUAGAAAGUACUAAGGACCAUGGUGAGGAACGUUUAAACCAGUUGAAAAUGGUGCUGGCAAAAAUGAAAGAGGUUCCUGAGUCCACUACUGUAAUCUUUGGAGGAGAUACAAAUCUGAGAGACAAAGAGGUUGCUAAAAUAGGUGGAUUACCAAAUAAUAUUCUGGAUAUCUGGGAGUUCUUGGGGAAGCCAGAACAUUGCAAGUACACGUGGGACACAAGUCAAAACACUAAUUUGGAGGCCCGUUACAACUGCAAAAUGCGAUUUGAUCGCCUCUUCCUUCGAGCAGCGUCUGCUGGCGGACAAAUUAUUCCUCAGAGUUUGGAUUUAAUUGGGCUUGAAAAACUAGACUGUGGCAGAUUUCCUAGCGAUCACUGGGGCCUGUUUUGCAAUUUUGAUGUGGUACUCUGAACAAAAAUUGUUUUAAGGACACUUUUACAAUUUUUUUUCUGCAGAAUUUUAAACCAUGAUUUCUCCAGAUUCACAUUCGUAAGACUUGAUACACUCCUUUUGUUGCUGCUGCUAAUAAAUGGGGGGAAAUACCCUCUUAGGUGAUUUUAUUUUCUUUCAGCUUCCAGCUCUAGGAGUAAGUUAAUUCUUGAGCAAAACAAACCCAGUUUUCCUAUUGGAACAGAAUAUUUUCAGUAUGUCUUGAAUACUGAUGUACAUACAUAAUCUUGUGUUCAAUAAAGAUGGACUGCAAGGA